Messenger RNA from Mesorhabditis spiculigera, 951 nucleotides. NCBI's taxonomy places the organism in Eukaryota, Metazoa, Nematoda, Chromadorea, Rhabditida, Rhabditidae. The record is from the annotation of a GenBank genome assembly.
AUGCCGGCGUUACGCGUGGACUCUGACCUCAGCCCGUCUCGCGCCUCACGUAACGCGCACGAGCGUCAGCGCGCUAGCGAGCAAAACGACAUCAUCGCCAUCCUGAAGGGCCACGUCUUCCGGAUCAACCCCGAGCUGAGCCGCAAGCACAAAUUUGUCAAGAGAGACGUUCUCUUACACGGGAUCAAAACGAUCCUUUAUCUCGAGCAAAAGUGCCGCGAUCAUGGAAUUAAACUACCAUUUAACAAUACCGCAAAGAGAUGCGACUCCCCCGACGAGCUGCGUCGUUUUGAGGGCAAAUUGCCGACGGAGCGCAGAAGUGAGCUUGUUCCGCACGGGGUCGAGGAUGAGGAGGAUUAUGAGGAUGGGGACGAUUCAGAGGAGGACGAGGAGGACUCGCGCAGCCGCCAAAACUCGUCGGCGAGCCGGAAGCGGGGCAGGGAGGAAGACCGAAGCGUAACCUCCCGGGGCUCCUCCUACUCCCCCGGCGCGCCGAACCCCAAAAAGCGCAACUCUGAUACGACGUCGGGAGCGAAGCUUUUCAAAAAAAGUUGCCGCAUCGUCGUCGGAAGCUACGCGGCUGAACGCGCGGCGAAAAAGAAGGGAACCACAGAGGAAGAUGUGGACCCGGAAAUGGAAGAUGUGGAGCUUGGCCUAGCUAUAGAUACCUUUGAAAAGUGCAAGCAUCAGCUCGCCUACGAUGAGGUGCGUGACGGGUGCGCCAAGAUGCGAUGCGUACAUUUUUGGCAGCUAAAUCGGCUCCAGAACGAGCAGCUGGCCAAGGGCACCGGGGAGGAGUUGGUCAAGUAUAUGCUAACGAGCACUGAAGGCGAAUGCGCAGCCGCCAGGGAUCGAGCGCGCCAUGAGCAAGACACCGAGCAUGAGGCUUCUCUAUCGCCUGCACCAGAAUUGGUGGCCGAGGACAAGAUUCUACGCCCGCCCGAAUCUCUA